This is a messenger RNA of Gymnogyps californianus (California condor), 4359 nucleotides long. RefSeq names its product pleckstrin homology domain containing A2 (gene PLEKHA2). Gene Ontology annotation, cellular component: cytoplasm; membrane. Lineage: Eukaryota; Metazoa; Chordata; Aves; Accipitriformes; Cathartidae. The record is from RefSeq and is a predicted model, not a curated record. Gene Ontology annotation, molecular function: PDZ domain binding.
AUGGGGGCAGAGCGGGAGCCGGCGGCAGGAGGGGUGCUCAGCGACCCCCUCGCGCGUCUUGCAAAGACAACGGCGUUCAAACGCCGCCCCGCUGUUCCAGCCAAGACGUUUAUCAAUGCUUUAUCUCAGCGCUAUUUCUUACAAGCCAGCGAUCAGAAGGACCUGCAGGACUGGGUGGAGGCGCUGAACCGGGCCAGUAAGAUCACGGUGCCAAAGGGCGGCAGCGUCCCCCUGGCCACGGAGAUCGCAAAGCCUCCAGUGGUGCCCCAGGCCCAGGAGAGGAAGCCCCAGGUGGCCUACAAAACCGAGAUCAUCGGGGUGGUGGUCCACACGCCCAUCUCCAUCAACCAGAACGGGGGGGACGGAGCGGAGGGCAGCGACGUGGCCGCCCACCCGCUGCUGCGGCGCUCGCAGAGCUACAUCCCCACCUCGGCCGCCAAGCCACCCGCUGGGCCCCCCGUCCUCAAGAGCGGCUACUGCGUGAAGCAGGGGAACGUGAGGAAGAGCUGGAAGCGCCGGUACUUCGUUCUGGAUGAAUUUUCCAUCAGUUACUACAAGUGUGAGCAGGACAAGGAGCCCUUGCGUUCGAUUCUCCUGAAGGACAUCUGCAAGACCCACGAGUGCCUGGUCAAGUCUGGUGACCUCCUGAUGCGGGACAACCUCUUUGAAAUCAUAACAAGCUCCAGGACCUUCUACAUCCAGGCAGACAGCCCCGAGGACAUGCAUAGCUGGAUCCGAGUAAUCACAGGGGCAGUUCAGGCCCUGAAAACCCGCCCGAGGGAGAUGUCCUUCAUGAGAUCCACCUCCAUGGUCAAGCCCGGGGGCUCCUCGGCCCCCUCCCAGCAGAGGCAGGCAGCAGAGGAGAGGAGAGCGCUGUGCAAAGCCCCCUCCACCUCCUCCUGGCAGCCCUGGACGCCGGUGCCGCAGGCGGAGGGGAAGCAGCCGGCACUGGAGGAGGUGCCCGCGCCGCCGAGAGACUCGGUGUUCAUGCCAGCCUUCACGGAGCGCGAUGCCGGAGCCGCGCCGGGCAAGCGCGUGCGGCACAAGUCGGAGCCGCAGCAUCUCAAAGAGAAGCCGUUCGCCUUCGACCUGGACGAUGAAAGCAUCCGGACCUCCGAUGUCUGACCGGGCGCCGAGCCGCCCCCCGGCUCCGCAUGCCACCUCCCCGGCUGCCGGGGGUCCCGGCGGGCCGGUGCGGGGUGCGCAGCCGCGCUGUGCCCGGGACAGCUGGUCUCCAUGCGUCCGCUCAGCACCUCGGACCGAGCUCGCCCCAUCGUCUCGGCGGGGAUGAAGUGGCCCCUUCCCUCCACCGCUGCUCUUCCCUGCCAUACAGGAUCUGGCUGGACCCGCAUCCCAGCGCCCCGCUCUGCCAGGGAGCGGGGACCCUGCCUGCUCCUGCCUGGGCUUUGCCCCGGGUGGCUCCGUGUUUCGGAAGCUGCCUCCGGGCCAGGCAUGGCCUGGAUGAGGGAGCAUCCCCUUCUGCAGCCGCAUAAUUUCCCCCAAAAACCAAGCUUGGAGGAAGCGGCAGGAGGUCUCAGAGGUGUGAAGGGGAGCGUGGCCUUUCUUGUGUUUGGAAAAACAUUUUUCUCCCCUUUCAGGCUGCUCGGCCUUCCCCGGGCCGCUGGGCAGAGCCGGGGAGAUGCCAGCCCGCAGCUGCCUGCACAAGGGACAUGCUGCUACUUCCCGUUUUGAUGACUUUUUCCCUAGGAGACCAGCUCUUUACACUGCCUGACUAGUGGCGUAUCAACAAAUCUGUUAGCUUUUAAUUACAUCUCUUUAUAGCUGUGGCCACUGUUGAACCCCGGCACUGGCAGGCUCCCUGCUCAGCCCCUCCGAAAGGCUUAUCGGUACUUUCUGAGCGUGAGCCUGGGCAGGCAGCCGGUGCGACGGUGGCUCCCGGGGACGGGAGGAUCCUCAGGUACGGUGUCAGUUUUGCACUGCGUACGUCUGGGCACCAGAAAGCCGUGCCCGGGCGGUGAAGUGCUUUUAGCAAAAAGCAACGAAAGCCGAGCGUUUGAUGAAACUGGGAAGACUUGUCCAGCCAACUCGCCUGCUGCCUGCCUUGAAAUGAAAAUGAGCAGACGUUUUUAGAGCAAUGUGAACUCGUCAUUUCCAUAACCAAAUAAGCUCCUGUAGGAGGUGUGAUAAGUAGCAUGUAGAAAAUUCAGGUAUUCCCUAGGGAGCAAGAUCGUCCGAUAUCUUCACCCCGAAAUGUGUGUGUAAUCCUUGGGUGCCCAGCGAGGGCACAGCUCCCCGUCCUUGCUUGCUGUCAGCAGCAGGUUAUGUUGGUGUGACUUUGAGAGCUGCAGCAAGCCCAUCCAGGCGUAGCUGCUGCUUCACCCUUCGCCUGAGGGCCCUUACCCAGACCCAGGGUGGCAGAGUGAGGAGCGUUGGCUGGGGCGGUGUCCGUGCACCACGGAAAGCAGCACGUGUUUGGGUAGGAGAGCUGUAGUCCAGAAUUGCGUUAAGCUGAAACAAGAGCCAGCGAAGGCAUCCCUGGCGUUAAGCUGCUGGGGUCUGCGGGCGUCCCCAGCUGCGGUGCCCGGUGUGUGCGCCGCGGGCAGGAGGCAGCAGCCCGGGCGGCAGCAGCAGUGCCCUGGCUGGGCACUGGAGCUCUGGGCAAGGCUGCAGGAGGGGCCCGGGGCUGCGUGGGGCCCUGCUGACGGGCACGUGGGAUUUUAAAUGCGCUUGCCUUGGCCCAGCUGCACUGCUGUGUCCCGUGUCAGACAUGGGCAUGCUCUUUGCCGCCUCGGAUAUACUCCAGCUGAUAAAUCUGGGUGGUCGGUGUGGGAGUUGCAUUGCAAGCUUAGCAGUGCAUGGGGUGGUCUGGAGUUAACAAGGCUUCCCUCUGUUGUGGACUAGUUACCUGUUCUUUUCUUUUUUUUUUUCUUUCUUUUUUUUGGCAUUACAUGUUCUGUGCUUUGCAAAAUCAGCUCAACGUGCUCCCCAGGAGCAAAAAACCUCUGGUUUGUCCCUGCCCUUUCUAGGUCUCCAGCUGUUUGACAGCUGUGCUUCAGCUAGCUCAGGCUCAGCCUGGGAUCGAGCGGAGCUUUAUCAGUUGAGCUCCAAGGCGUUGAUUAGCCCAAUGGAUCUUAACAAGAUUAAAAUCGCGUCUUCCUGCAUCGAUCGCCUCCCGUGUCGGAGGGGCUGCUCCUCCAGCCCGGGGCAGGCGCAGCUGAAGGUGCCUUGGUGCAGCCUGGGCGAGGCGGUGCCAGGGCCCCCCAGAUUCGGGGCUAAGAGUGGCUCAAAGGGCGUUGUGCGGAGAUGCUGGAGAACACUGAAACUAUGAAAGCAAGUGGGAAUCGAUGCAAACGGUACAGGGCGAGUGUUAAUAUUUGUUAUUUAACUGUAGAAACCUAGAUCAUGCUGUUCCUUUUUCUUCUUUUUGCUUUAUUUGCACUAGUGUUUGAAAUUUUUUAUUUUUUUUUUAGGCUGACUUGCUGUUUGGCUCAUAACAUGGUGUUUCAAAAAUGUUUUAAUAGUUUGGUAAGCCUAUCAAUCAUAGAGUCACAGCAUUUGGUGAUAGUGCUCUGACCUCAUUUCUGGAAAACAUCAAAUGCAGAGCGACGAUGGUUACUUUGUGCAAGGCUUCAAAACCAUGGAGUACCAAGGGUUUUUUUGUUGCUUGAUAAUUGCAAAGUUUCCUCGGGCCUGGGAUGGUAAAGCAGAAGCUUGUUGCACAAUUAGGGUUAAUUAUCCAGGAGGAGAAACUACCAGUGGCUCCAGCGCUAUUGCAACAUUCCUGUUUCUCAUUCCCACCCUCCCCGCAUCCCCAGGACAGCAUAAAGGCUGAAUGUGAGACUGAAACAAGUGGGUUCAAAGUCAAGCCGGGCUCCAGACCCAUCCAUAAUGCAGGGGGUGUUGCAGGGAGGAAUUUCUCUCCCAUCCCGAAGGACCAGGCAGAUGCAGCCAGACCUCGAUGGAGCUUUGCAGUGAUUUUUUUUAAAGCAGACUGGUAUCCCCUCGUCUCUGCCUUUGCCUCCCAGCUCUCCCAUGUGGCAAUGAACGCAUCCCCCAUAGCCGCUCCCUUUCGAGAAUGAAGCGUGUGCUGUGAGUUUCCCUGCUUUUCUAGGGAUGCGUGCAGGUUCGAGGUAUCUUGUACGGAAAGAGUGGUGUGAGAGAUGGGUUUGCUCUUUUCUAUGGAAACUCCCAAGCGGUUUCAGCCGUUUCUGCGAGUGCUGGCUGUGGAUUUCAAGUGCUCUUAGGGCCGGGUUGCCUCGCGCGGGCGAUGCUCUGUGACUCCCGUGGUGUCGGUUACCCGCCUCCCACCCCUCGCCUGUAAAUGCUGGCUGCAGGAGAUGGAAUGCCCUCUUUUCCCUGUGUUUUUAAAUAAAGAAGGAAAUCCCAGUUGCUUUUCCA